Dictyostelium purpureum is the source of this 562-nucleotide messenger RNA. RefSeq lists its product as uncharacterized. Gene Ontology annotation, biological process: mitochondrial respiratory chain complex I assembly. The transcript has 2 exons. Lineage: Eukaryota; Evosea; Eumycetozoa; Dictyosteliales; Dictyosteliaceae. The record is from RefSeq and is a predicted model, not a curated record. Bases 89 to 562 code for a protein of 157 amino acids.
AAAAACAAUUUUCUUUAUUUCAGAUUAAAGAAAUCAUCGUCAAUUCUUUUUGUCACUUCUAUAUAUAGAUAAAUAAAUAAAUAAUAAAAUGACAGGUUCAGAAAAAACUUUAGGUGGUAAAGCUGUUAAUGCUGGUGUUGUUGGUGCUAUUGGCGGUUCAGUUGUUGCCUUUAAUAAAACCUUUAACUACAGUGUAUUCACAAACGAUCCAAAAGGAUUCGUAAACACAUCCAGACCAUUCUUUGGUCAAUGUAUCACUGCUGGUGCCCUUGGUUGUGCUGCCUACACCAUCACUAAACAUUAUUUAGCAGAAAUUCGUGGUACUGAUGAUUACUUAAAUAGUUUCGGUGGUUCAAUCGUCACUGCUGUUACCCUUGGUGCUUUAAGCAAUUCAUUAAAAAUAGGUGUUAAAUCAGGUUUAAUUUUAGUUCCAAUUACUUUUAUGGCUCAUAUUCUUACCAAUGAAGUCAAGAGUGCUCAAGUAUUAUAUGAAAGCAGAUACGAUACUGAAGCCAAACAAAAAGUUGUUAGACACAAAUUCCUUGAAUCUUUAAAACAAUAA